Messenger RNA from Phyllostomus discolor (pale spear-nosed bat), 5309 nucleotides. RefSeq names its product zinc finger protein 197. Gene Ontology annotation, biological process: regulation of transcription by RNA polymerase II. Gene Ontology annotation, molecular function: DNA-binding transcription factor activity; RNA polymerase II cis-regulatory region sequence-specific DNA binding. Lineage: Eukaryota; Metazoa; Chordata; Mammalia; Chiroptera; Phyllostomidae. The transcript is spliced from 10 exons. The record is from RefSeq and is a predicted model, not a curated record. The coding region runs from base 317 to 5035 and encodes 1572 amino acids.
GGUGGGUGUGGUGAGAGGCCGGAAGUCGUGGUACCCGCAGGUCCUCCAUUAUUCCGAGGCUCCGCUGCUGUCGCGUCCUGAUCUCGAGUCAUCUCCCAGCGUCCCGGCGCCUUGGCGACGGUCGCACACGCUGGAGCCGCCUCGGGAGCUCCGGGUUAAGAAACUGAGACUCUGAGGUGAGGUGACUUGUGCAGCAUCUCACGGGACCAGCCAGGAUGCCCGUGGUUGGAGUACGAGGUCUCGUGGAUGAUGUCCUCCAAGCUCUGAAGAAGAAGUCGAGCAAGGAUUGAGGGGCCCGGAGAGGAGACUUUCUUGCAUGACGACCAUGACAAGAGAAAACUGGGCCCCCAGUGCUCUGAGACAAGAGGGUCUCGUUAAAGGGAAGGAUGACAUCUGGAAAUGGGGAACCAGCUUCCAAGGGAGCAACUCCUCCGUCUGGGAGACCUCCCACCUGCACUUUAGACGGUUACGGUACCACGAGACAUCUGGGCCCCAGGAGGCGCUGAGCCGCCUGCGGGAGCUCUGUCGCCGGUGGCUGAGGCCGGAAGCGCGCACCAAGGCCCAGAUCCUGGAGCUGCUGGUGCUGGAGCAGUUCCUGAGCAUCCUGCCAGGGGAGAUUCGGACCUGGGUGCAGAUCCACCGGCCCGGGAGUGGUGAGGAGGCCGUGGCCCUGGUGGAGGAGCUGCAGAGAGACCUCGAGGGACCAGCCCUAAAAGUUCCAGUCCUCAUCCUGGACCAGGACCCUCCCCAGCGGGGCACCAGCAGUCCAGGAGCAGCACUUCCUCAGGCGCCCACUGGGGGCCGCACAGCAGCCGGAAUUUGCCUAGAUCCUCCUCCUGACCCAGCCGUGGUCAGCCCCCAGGAUCCUCCGCAUGACGCGCCUGCCCCUGAAGCUUCUGCCCUUUUCCAGGAGGAGAACCCAAGAAACCAAUUAAUGGCACUCAUGCUCCUAACAGCCCAGCCCCAGGAGUUGGUGCUGUUUGAAGAGGUGUCUGUGUGCUUCACUGCGGAGGAGUGGGCGUGUCUGGGACCCAUCCAGAGGGCCUUGUACUGGGACGUGAUGCUGGAGAAUUAUGGAAGUGUGACCUCCCUGGAAUGGGAGACCAUGACUGAGGGUGACGAGGUGACAUCACAGCCAAGCGCGUCGCAGAGAGUAGACUCCCAGAAAGGAGCACCGAAAAGACUUCAGGGAGGCAUUCCCCAGGUCCUCGAGUGUGAGAAAGAGUGUGGAUGGCCACUGUCGGCAAGUCGGUGGGAAAAGGGGUCGAGGGAACGAGACACACCGAAGAAGGGCGUCCUCCGUGACCGGGACAAGAGGAAAAGGACUCCGCCGGGGAGGCGAGGCCGAAGGGGGAAGGACCUUGGAGAAGGCUUAACGUUAGGUUCAGCUCUCUCUGAAAGUCUAAUGGGUGCCGAAGGAAGGAAGUUUUAUAAAUGCGAUAUAUGUUGUAAACAUUUCAAUAAAAUCUCCCAUCUUAUAAACCACCGGAGAAUCCACACUGGCGAGAAACCUCAUAAGUGUAAGGAGUGUGGAAAAGGCUUUAUUCAGCGCUCAAGCCUGCUCAUGCACUUACGGAACCACUCUGGGGAGAAGCCUUACAAGUGUAACGAAUGUGGGAAAGCCUUCUCUCAAAGCGCUUACCUUCUAAACCAUCAGAGAAUCCACACCGGGGAGAAGCCUUACAAGUGCAAGGAGUGUGGGAAGGGCUUCUACAGGCACUCGGGCCUGAUCAUCCACCUGCGGCGCCACUCCGGGGAGAGACCUUACAAAUGCAACGAGUGUGGGAAAGUUUUCUCUCAGAAUGCUUACCUCGUCGACCACCAGAGGCUCCACAAAGGCGAAGAGCCUUAUAAGUGUAACAAGUGUCAGAAAGCUUUCGUCCUGAAGAAGAGCCUCAUUCUGCACCAGAGGAUCCACUCCGGGGAAAAACCCUACAAGUGUGAUGAAUGUGGGAAAACCUUCGCCCAGACCGCGUACCUCGUGGACCACCAGCGACUCCACAGUGCGGAGAACCCCUACAAGUGCAAGGAAUGUGGGAAGGUGUUCAUUCGGAGCAAGAGCCUCCUUUUGCACCAGAGAGUACACACAGAAAAGAAGACCUUCGGUUGUAAAAAAUGCGGGAAGGUUUUCAGCUCUAAGUCAAGCCUCAUUGACCACAAGAGGAUGCAUAGCAGAGAGAAGCCCUACAAGUGCACCGACUGCGGGAAAGCCUUCACCCAGAGCGCGUACCUCUUUGACCACCAGAGACUCCACAACGGGGAGAAGCCCUACGAGUGCAAUGAAUGUGGGAAAGUUUUCAUUCUUAAAAAGAGCCUCAUUUUGCAUCAGAGGUUCCACACUGGAGAGAACCUCUAUGAAUGUAAAGAUUGUGGCAAGGUCUUUGGUUCCAACAGAAACCUGAUUGACCACGAGAGACUCCACAACGGGGAGAAGCCCUAUGAAUGUCGCGAGUGUGGGAAAACCUUCAUUAUGAGCAAGAGUUUCAUGGUCCAUCAGAAACUCCAUACGCAGGAGAAAGCCUACAAAUGUGAGGACUGUGGGAAGGCUUUCAGUUACAAUUCCAGCCUGCUGGUGCAUCGGAGAAUCCACACCGGGGAGAAGCCCUUUGAGUGCCGUGAGUGUGGAAGAGCUUUCAGUUCCAACAGAAACCUCAUUGAGCAUAAGAGAAUCCACAGUGGCGAGAAGCCCUAUGAGUGUAACGAGUGUGGCAAAUGCUUCAUUCUGAAGAAAAGCCUCAUUGGACAUCAGAGGAUUCACACAAGGGAAAAAUCUUAUAAGUGCAGCGACUGUGGGAAAGUCUUCAGUUACCGCUCAAACCUUAUAGCCCAUCAGAGGAUCCACACUGGCGAGAAGCCCUACGCGUGUAAUGAGUGUGGGAAGGGCUUUACGUACAACAGAAAUCUUAUUGAACAUCAAAGAAUUCACAGUGGGGAGAAAACCUAUGAGUGUCAUAUAUGUAGAAAAGUCCUUACCUCUAGUAGAAAUCUUAUGGUACAUCAAAGAAUCCACACUGGAGAGAAACCUUAUAAAUGUAGUGAGUGUGGAAAAGACUUCAGUCAGAAUAAGAAUCUUGUGGUACACCAGAGAAUGCACACUGGGGAAAAGCCAUAUGAGUGUGAGAAGUGUAGUAAAUCUUUCACAUCUAAGAGGAAUUUAGUUGGCCACCAGAGAAUCCACACAGGGGAGAAACCAUAUGGGUGUAAUGAUUGUAGUAAAGUUUUUAGGCAAAGAAAAAACCUUACUGUGCAUCAGAAAAUUCAUACAGUUGAAAAACUCUGUGAAUGUGAUGAGUCUGAAAAAGAAUUCAAUCAGACUUCAAACCUUCAUCUUCAACAAAAAGUCCAUACCGUGGAAGAAUUCUCUUGGCCUCACAAUGCCAAUGAGCUGAGCCCAAGACCUCUGCUGGGCCGCCCCCAGCGCCAGGAGUUCUCCCGCCGCCGAGCAGAGAAGGUGACUGCCGAUCUGAGAGAGGCCAUGGCCCUGGCCCCCUGGGGCCCAGUGACGGUGAAAAAGGAGGAGGAAGAGGAGGAAGACUUCCUAGGCCAGGCAUCCGGCCCACAGAUGCUCUCUGAGAACAUGCAAGUCUGGCCCCCCGGAGAGGACCCUCGGAGAGGCCUUGCUGCGGCAGAGCAGGAGGAAGAGGGUCAGAACAUGUUCUGGGACAUGGCGGUAGUCCUGAAGGCAACGCCGGAGGCGCCUGCUGCCGCAGCCCCCGGCAGCCACUCGUUACUAGGGCAUCUGGCCAGGAGCGAGGUACUGGAGACCCAUGGGAACGUGGCCUCUCUGGGAGCUGAGACCAAGCACCCACAGUUACUGGUUCCAAAAACUGAAAUAUGUGACGAAGCAGAAAAACCCUUCCUGAUACCAGGAAGACUCCAGAAAGCUGCCUCUCAGGGACCGGAGUUAGAAGGAAGGUGUGAGAGAGGGACCACGUUAAAGAGGCAGAGGAUAAAGAGGGAGAAGAAAGACGUCAGACACGUGGCCGUGAAGGACUGUCACGUUCCCGAAAGCUUCAAAGAGGAGGAAGAGCAGGAACGUCAGAAACCCGAGGAGAGAUGCCGCCUCGGUUCUGGCCCCGUUCGGAACCAGAGAAGCCAGCCGGGGCAGAAACCCUUCACCUGCAGCAUGUGUGGGAAGGGCUUUAGCCAGAGCGCCAACCUGGUGGUGCACCAACGCAUCCACACUGGGGAGAAGCCCUUCGAGUGUCACGAGUGUGGGAAGGCCUUCAUUCAGAGCGCCAACCUCGUCGUGCACCAGCGAAUCCACACCGGGCAGAAGCCCUACGUGUGCGCCAAGUGUGGGAAAGCCUUCACGCAGAGUUCCAACCUGACGGUGCACCAGAAGAUCCACUCCUUGGAGAAGACCUUCAAGUGCAGCGAGUGUGAGAAAGCCUUCAGUUACAGCUCCCAGCUCGCCCGGCACCAGAAGGUCCACAUCACGGAAAAGUGCUAUGAAUGUAACGAGUGUGGGAAGACAUUUACUCGGAGCUCCAACCUCAUCGUCCACCAGAGGAUCCACACCGGGGAGAAGCCCUUCGCCUGCGGCGACUGCGGCAAAGCCUUCACCCAGAGCGCCAAUCUUAUUGUGCACCAGCGAAGCCAUACCGGUGAGAAGCCAUAUGAGUGUAAAGAGUGUGGGAAGGCCUUCAGUUGUUUCUCACACCUGAUCGUGCACCAGAGAAUCCACACUGCGGAGAAGCCGUACGACUGCAGCGAGUGUGGAAAAGCCUUCAGCCAGCUCUCUUGCCUUAUCGUGCACCAGAGGAUUCACAGUGGAGACCUUCCCUACGUGUGUAAUGAGUGUGGGAAGGCCUUCACCUGCAGCUCGUACCUGCUCAUUCAUCAGAGGAUCCAUAAUGGGGAGAAGCCGUACACGUGCAGCGAGUGUGGCAAGGCCUUCCGGCAGAGGUCGAGCCUCACCGUGCACCAGCGGACGCACACCGGGGAGAAGCCCUACGAGUGUGAGAAGUGUGGCUCAGCCUUCAUCUCCAACUCGCACCUCAUGCGGCACCACAGGACCCACCUGGCCGAGUGAUGGGUCAGGGGUGCAGACACCUCUGCGGUCUCCUUCCUCCCGUGUGCCAGUGAGGCCUGCUCUGUCCUUGAACAUGAUAUCUGUCGGGAGUGCAGCACAGAACACGAGCAUUUCAGAGGCAGAUGUUCGGAAAAUGGAAACAAAGCUCCCACAGGCAAGGCCUUUGCUUUUAACUGUCCCUUCGGCGGUCAUGUCGCCUGCAAGAGAAUGUGGCUUUUCUCAGAAGUGGGUCCUGUGAAGCUAGGUGAUAAAGGUCCCAUUUAGGGAAAGGUAA